GAGACAAAGUCCCCAAUUUUGACUACCAUUCCUUGAAAAUUUCUUCAUAUUCUUUGAAAAGUCCCCAACUGCCUCCUUAUUAUGUUCUCUGGUGAAGGAAAUCUCAUAAUUUUCUACUGAGAAAAAGGGUUCAAAAGCCAGCCUUUAGACAAAGGUGGAGAUUGGCCACAACAUAGCAAGGAAAAAUGGGAGGACUUGGCUGCAGCGUCGAUGGAAACUUGAAUGACCAGAAGUUCAGCACACCUAUGCCGUGGAUUGGCUUAUACAUAGCAGCAGCAUCAGCAGUAUGCGUUGUUGCCAUGGCUGCAGACAUCAUCAACGGCCUGCGCUAUAGAAAACUCUGGUUCCCUUGCAGAUUCUUCUCCAUAAACGCCACUUCCCUCACCUUGAUAGCAGCUGCAGUCAAGCUCUCUGUGGAUCUAAACACCUCCAUGCCUAGCCGAGGCGACCAGCUUGCCAAGCUCAGCAGCACAGUCUUUGUCUGCACAGUAAUGGGUAACUCUAUGCCUUCUCUUGGAACCAUGGGAAAUGAAGAAAUAUUCAUGAACAUCAUGGCUUUAGGGAUACUAGUUAUUACCCUUAUUGUCAAUAUUUGCAUACAAUUAGCUACUGGGGCAAUCUUUAUCUUUUGGAAAGAACAUGCUUGUGUGAUGUUUAUCAUGCUUGUUUUGCUACUCCUCUUGAGUUUUUCUGCUAUAACAGUUCCAACCACUAAGCGUUAUCUAGAAUACAAGUACAGCAAAAAGUAUGAAUUAGUUCUUAAAGAAGCUCCAAGUGAGCACAAUUUUACAUUGGUUAGUAAACUGAGAGAGAAUCUGAGCAAGUAUUGGAUGAUGUCAUAUAGCUCUAGCCCUCAGUUUGUGAUGGGCCGGUCAGUGACCUGCACUGCUUCUGGGGCCUUCUGUCUGUUGAGUGCUGCAAUUUUGGGAGAAGCCAUGGUUAGAUCUUUCUUCAUGCCUGGGUUGUUAAAGUUUUGUGGUGGUCAAUCUGAUUACAAAUGGUCAACCACUCUAGUUCUUGUAACACAGACUAUUGCAGUAGGAGUUGGUACCAUUGCCCCAGCUUGCAGAUGGUUAUUUGCCAUUCGUUUCAGGUGUCCAUAUAGGGGAAACAAAGCCAGCAAAAAGGAAUUCAAAGUAGAAAACUACUGGAUCCAGAGUCUAGAAGAAAUGAAAGAGGUUCCCUUAACUUCUAAAAUAUUUAAGCUCCAAAACAGGCAUGGCAGGAGAAUUGUUCAUGAUGCCAAAAACCGAGUCUUGGACUUGUGUAUCGCAAUGCAGAAGGGAAUUGUUUCGGUGAGCAAGUGGAUUCGAUUCAUUUCCAUUUUCUCUGCAAGCUACAUCUUGUUGUGCUGUGACUUGUGUAGACAUUUGAAGAGGAAGUUUUCGUUGAGUAACUCUGUGUCUAGCUGUGUGGAAUCAGAACAAGACUCCCAAAGGGACACCAAAUUGAACCUCAGCCGCUUUGUUUUGCAUCUCGAAGGUGAGGAAGCACUUGUUGAUCUAAUGGUCUCACACAAUUGUGAUGCUACUAAGUACUGGUUUCAGCUGGGGAGAAAACAGCAACCUCAAAAUCUGACAAAACUGUUGGAGAAAUCUUCACAAGGCUUUAAAGCAUUGGCUUAUUUUGACAGUGAGCAAGUUCCUAGCUUGGGAUAUGAAAGGCCUCCCAAUAGUUGGGCCAUGCCUGUGGUGACACUGACAAGUAUUGCCUUGGCACUUCCAAACAUCGACCCCAGCUCAAUCAGAAACUUGAGAAGUGGAGUGAAUGAAGGCCUUAACUAUGUGACAAACGUGGAGAAAUACUUGGUCACAAAAGCUGAUAAGACCAACAUCAAGAAGGCUGCAGCAGCCACUUGGACAGAAGUUGAGCUCUAUCACAAAUGGCUUGGAGUUGAUCUCAGAAAAAUGUCACUUACUCAAGAGCUAAGCCCAAAUGAAGUGCUUGAACAACUAUCCCAGAUUGCAAAAAACAAGUUUUCGGAAUAUGAGAAGCUAAACGAGGCUCGUUCCUGCUUAAAGGACAAUCCUUUGAAAUGGCCUUACAAGUUAUUAGCUGCAAAUUCCAUGUACAGAAUUAGCAAAUCUCUUCUGCUAAACUACGAAAGAAGUGACCGAACAUCAGAGAAGCUAUUUGAAGCUAUCACAGUGAUGAUCUCUGAUAUACUUGGUGCUUGUAUGACCAACUUACAAGAAGCUAUAUCAAUCAAGUGUGUGAGCACCGCCAUAGAAAAGAGAGAAGAAAGUGUAAGGCAAGCAGUUUUUGUUCUUGGAAAGUUUGAAGAGAUUAUAAAGAUUAUAGAGCUCAAAGAAGUUCCAAACUUGGUGGAAACUCAUCAGAAGGGAUGCAUAGACGAGUGGCGUUUAUCACAGUUGGAAAAGGGGUCGUGGGGAUUACUACAGAAUGACACCCAAAAAUCUGCUUCAAAUGAUGUCUACAUAGCCAUGGAGGACUAGACCAGAGAGCUUAUACAAUUGAGUAGUAGUGAUAAUACAUGUUAUGAGAUUAUUAUGUCUUAGGUUGAAAUUAUAUAUCUUAAAAGGGUUCUGUAAUAAUCUUAAAUAGUCACAGAACGAUGUAAAUAUUUAUAACAGUUUUAUGAUUAACAAUGACAUUAUAAUGAGUUUUU
Molecule: messenger RNA, 2629 nt
Organism: Humulus lupulus (European hop)
Lineage: Eukaryota; Viridiplantae; Streptophyta; Magnoliopsida; Rosales; Cannabaceae
Exons: 1
Coding region: 186-2456 (756 amino acids)
Source: RefSeq, a predicted model, not a curated record